CGUGACAUUGCUGCGAGAUCCGGGAACUUCCCGAGGUGCCUUGCAAAUUCAAGAUGGCGCCGCCCAGGUGGAAAUUUUCGAUUUUGAGUGCAAUUUUAGUUGUUUUCUUCCCUGUUUUUGUCAUGGGACAGAUUCAGGGGCUGUACUGUGGAGAACAGAACUGCUACGACGUCCUGGGAUUGACAAGAGAAGCCACGACGCGUGAAAUCGGCAAGGCUUACCGCCAACUCGCCCUGAAGUUCCAUCCCGAUCGAAACAAGGCGGCGGACGCGGAAGAAAAGUUCACCCUCAUCGCGACAGCCUACGAGACGCUGCGAGACGAGGAGAGCCGAGCCGACUAUGACGACGUCUUGGAUAACCCUGAAAAAUACUUCCAGCAUUACUACAGAUACUACAGGCGGAGGGUGGCGCCGAAAGUCGACGUCAGGAUCGUGAUAGUCGUGACACUAACGGUGAUAUCCGUGAUACAGUACCUCGGUUGGUGGCACCGCUACAACCAGGCCAUCUCCUACCUCGUCACCGUCCCGAAGUACCGCACCCGCGCCAUGGACAUCGCCAAGGAGCAGGGCCUCAUCAACAACAAGAAGAAAGGAAGACGCUCCAAGGAAGAGAUAAAACAGGAAGAAGAGGCAGCACUGAAGAAUGUGAUAGAGAACAUGAUGGACAUCCGCGGGGGCUACAGCAAGCCGAGUGUGUACGAUGUACUGUGGGUAAAACUGGUGCUGUUCCCGUACCACGCAGUUCUCUACUUGUGGUGGUACGCGGCGUGGGUGUGGAAGUUCUCGGUGUGUAAGCAGCCAUACGGCAGGGAGGAAAAGAUGUACCUGAUGAGGAGGAACAUCGGGUACACGCCCACACAGUGGGAUGCUGUGGAAGACUCUGUCAAGGAAACUUACCUGCAGAAGGGACUGUGGGACAGAAAAGUCUUCUUGCAAUGGAAAAAAGAGCAGGAAGAGGAGAUGAAGGCAAAGCUGGCAGAAGAUCCCAAGUACAAGAGAUAUCGGCGCUGGAUGAAGCAGGGAGGUGCGACCAGGAUGACGUUUGAGGACUAGUUUAUUAGAGAUCAAUCUCCAGGCAGAUCACCUGUAUCAUAACAUAG
Branchiostoma floridae (Florida lancelet) is the source of this 1099-nucleotide messenger RNA. Its product is annotated as dnaJ homolog subfamily C member 25 homolog. Gene Ontology annotation, cellular component: endoplasmic reticulum membrane. Gene Ontology annotation, biological process: protein folding. The transcript is spliced from 3 exons. The coding region runs from base 54 to 1052 and encodes 332 amino acids. NCBI's taxonomy places the organism in Eukaryota, Metazoa, Chordata, Leptocardii, Amphioxiformes, Branchiostomatidae. The record is from RefSeq and is a predicted model, not a curated record.